This is a messenger RNA of Trichoderma harzianum CBS 226.95, 454 nucleotides long. RefSeq lists its product as hypothetical. The transcript has a single exon. NCBI's taxonomy places the organism in Eukaryota, Fungi, Ascomycota, Sordariomycetes, Hypocreales, Hypocreaceae. The coding region runs from base 101 to 385 and encodes 94 amino acids. The record is from RefSeq and is a predicted model, not a curated record.
UGCGGCGAGCGUGCUCUCGGUGCUGGUUAAUGUUGCUGGGGUAGAGGGCGUUGAGCAGCACCCAGUUUAGCUAGGUGUGAGGAUAGUUUCUGUGCGCGCGAUGGUUGGAUGGCUUUGUUGCGGUGCUUUGGGUAAUGAAGAACUAACCCUUGGCAAUAUUGUCGAUGUAUUGGGUUUGCUCGCGCUCAGUCAUAUUGGCGGCCUGCUUGUGGUAUGCCUUCACCGCGGCGACUCCCUUCGCGUACUGCGGAUGUUGCGUCGCUUUGCCAGCAGUGCGGCCGUGCUUUUGAAUGAGGUAUUGUUUGACGAGGGCCACCUCGAGGGGCAACGGUGGGAUGUUCACCUGGACAUCGCGAGUAAACCCGGCCAUCUUGUCGGUCGAUGAGCAAAUUCGCGAGGUAAGGUCCAAUCACUCGUUUGAUUGACUGCUCAACCCGGUUGUCGAUCAUCUCGG